UUAUAGUAAAAGUGUCACUUAAACAUUAUUAUUCGAUAGUUAAACGCAGACAAAAUUUUGUUCCGAAUACUCCAGAAAGUUUCAGGAAACGUAAAUGCAUAAAAACUGUUUCUCUUUGCGCCCCUUCCUUCGGGGAGUCGGUGAUCUGGGUGCAGUUUGUAAACCCAUUCGAGAAUUUCGCAACUCGGCUGCUUUGAAAUAUGCUGCUGCUGCUGCAGCUCCAAAGACACGUCCUGGAAAAGUUCCUCCAAAAAUGGUCAAAUUGAGGAAGCAAUUUCAGGCGGACAACGAUUUACCGAUUUUUCUAAAAGGCGGCAGUAUGGAUAACAUAUUAUACAGACUUACCUGGGUGCUCUGCUUCCUCGGCAUAGGUGGCGAUGUUUGGUUGUGGCUUGGCUAUAUCAUUGCCUAAAAUGAACAGAGAUCAAGCAAACAAGCCCAUAAGACACAAAUACUCAAUACACGAAUGCAAAUACGAAUUGUAACGACACAUACAUUAGUUAACUAGUAUCGUUUCUGUACAUAGGUAGUUCAAAUACGGAAAAUCAAUCAAUAUAAUAAUAAUAUUGUGCAUUA
Messenger RNA from Drosophila mauritiana, 576 nucleotides. RefSeq names its product cytochrome c oxidase subunit 7A1, mitochondrial (gene COX7AL). Bases 95 to 412 code for a protein of 105 amino acids. The transcript has 2 exons. The record is from RefSeq and is a predicted model, not a curated record. Gene Ontology annotation, biological process: mitochondrial respirasome assembly; regulation of oxidative phosphorylation; mitochondrial electron transport, cytochrome c to oxygen. NCBI's taxonomy places the organism in Eukaryota, Metazoa, Arthropoda, Insecta, Diptera, Drosophilidae.